Rhagoletis zephyria (snowberry fruit fly) is the source of this 651-nucleotide messenger RNA. Its product is annotated as swi5-dependent recombination DNA repair protein 1 homolog. NCBI's taxonomy places the organism in Eukaryota, Metazoa, Arthropoda, Insecta, Diptera, Tephritidae. The record is from RefSeq and is a predicted model, not a curated record.
AUGCAGAACGAUCUGAAUGUUCGAUUACCUCCAAAACCAAGAAAGAGGAGACUGGCUUGGGAAGAGGAUGGCGAAGUGGCCAUUCUUGAUGUGCAGGUGAAGUUGGCGAACUUCACGCAACGCUACAGAAAAGAGAAAUUGGCUAUGGGACCUUCUGGUGGAUCACCCUCAACGUGGCCUUUAUACGCAAGGGUGCACCAGAUAAUCGGUGGAUUUAAGGCCAACAUGUUUUGCGAGCUGACGCUUGAAAACAUCAGCGAAGCCGAUAUAGCAUCCCAGCCAUCACCACUGUCAUCACUCAGCCCAACAUUUUCCUCACCACUGGCAUCACCUCUUCCUGCUGUGCCAACCACACCGCUGCCUACGCCGUCACCGCCGCUGUCAUCACCUCUCACUCCUCUGCCAACCACACCGUCACCACCGCUAUCAUCGCCAUCAUCACCAAUGCCUAGCAGCUCAGCUUCUGCGGUUGAGCCUAAAAGAAAGAAAACAAUGGGCACUUUACAGAAGAAAGUAUUAGAAAAAUUUGAUGGGUCGUCAGCGGAGAUAAGCCAACAUAUUCAGAGGAGUGAGGAAAAUGAAAAAGAGAAGAUGAAGAUAGAAAAAGACAAAGCUGAAACACUGAGGGAGAUAGCCAAUGAUAACAAGGAG